Messenger RNA from Polypterus senegalus (gray bichir), 999 nucleotides. Its product is annotated as complement C1q tumor necrosis factor-related protein 4-like. The transcript is spliced from 2 exons. Bases 1 to 999 code for a protein of 332 amino acids. Gene Ontology annotation, molecular function: protein binding. NCBI's taxonomy places the organism in Eukaryota, Metazoa, Chordata, Cladistia, Polypteriformes, Polypteridae. The record is from RefSeq and is a predicted model, not a curated record.
AUGGCGACAAAAACAGUUUUUCUCUUAAUCAGCUUGACUAUCGUCACAAAGGGUUGGACAGGAUCAGCUGACAUGCAAUCAGAGAUGUGCUUAAGUUAUCGGUCUGCUUUUUCCGCAGCCAGGACAAGCAGUAUGGUAGGGGGACUCCAAAAAACAGUCACUUUUGACAAGCUAUUUGUUAACAUUGGAGGCGAUUUCAACCCAGACACAGGAAGGUUUUGCUGCAGGAUACCAGGAGCCUACUACUUUGCAUUUACAGUUGGAAAGUAUCCUAAAAAGAUACUCUCUGUUAUGUUAGUAAAAAAUGGCCAGGAGGUUCAAGCUAUUGCCUACGAUGAACACAAAUGCAAACAGCGCAAGGUACAGAGUCAAAGUAUCAUGCUUAGCUUGGAAUCCAUGGACACUGUAUGGCUUCUGCUCCAUGACAAUCCUAAAUUUGGACUGUAUAGUAAUGCAGGGACAUAUACUACCUUUACUGGUUAUUUGGUGUAUCCAGAUACUGAUUCUACGAAGGAGUUAAGAGAAAUACAUCCACAGAAAAAAUUUCACUCAGCAUUUUCUGUGGCAAGAACUAAAUCAUUACUUGGAGAACGCACAAAAGAAGAAAGCAAAAAAGCAAUUACCUUUGAUGUGGAAUACAUCAAUAUUGGGGAUAACCUAAACAAGUCAUCUGGUCAGUUUAUAUGCAAGGUUCCUGGGGCUUAUUAUUUCUCCUUUAAUGUUGGAAAACACCCUUUAAGGGCGGUUUCUGUCAAGUUAAUGAAGAACUAUAAUGAGGUCCAAGCCAUGAUAUUUGAUGAUAACAGUUCUAUGAGCAGGGAGAUGCAAAGCCAAAGUUUAAUGCUCUCUUUAAAACAAGGUGAUGUGAUCUGGCUAUAUAGUCAACAAGAUGAACAAUAUGGAAUAUACAGUAAUCAUGGCAAGUAUAUAACAUUUACAGGAUUUCUCCUCUAUCCUGAUGAAAGCAGACUAUAUACCAACAAGCUAGAAAAAACAUAA